GGGGGGAAAUAGUAGAAGAGAGACAUACCCUCACCCUGCUUGCCUUGCAGAGACGCAGGUGGGACCCGUCCUCCGAAAAGACAGACACCAAGAAGGAUGCCACUGCUGCUGCCCCUCCUGCUCCUCUUUCUCCAGCAGACCUCACCUUGUGAAGAGCUCACCUGCUUCGCUGACUACCUGCAGAUGCUGAUGUGCACCUGGGGAUGGUCCCUCCGGCCCUCCAGGGACACCUCCUACAACCUCACAGCAAAGUGGAACUGUGGGGCAGGGGGCACCUGCCACCUCCUCCCCUCCACCGGCAACACCACUGCAGCACAAUUUACCUGUUUAGCGGAACAGAAGCUGUGCUUCGGAGAAAACACCUUUGAUGUGACAGCCACAACUUCGGCUGGGAAUGGGCCCCCUGGAGUCCCCAAAGGAUGCUUGAAAACAUUUCUGUUUAAGGAGAACAUUAAACCACAGCCGCCCUUCAACCUGACGGCCCAUGCCUCCCCCUCAGGCUACAACAUUUCCUGGAAAAACCCCUACCAGCACUGGCGAUUCCACCCCCUGAAUGGCCAGCUGCACUAUGAGCUGCGCUACCGGCGGAGGGGCCACGCCUGGCAGGACAAGAACAGGAAGCAUCUCUUGCAGGACACAGGGACCUUUUGGCUCCUGCCCAGGGAAUUUGAGGGGCCCUCCACAGAGUAUGAGGUCCAGGUGCGAGCCCGGCCGAGGUCCCCCUACAAGGGUGCCUGGAGCAUGUGGAGCUCUCCGGCCUCCCUCACGACUCUGCCCAAAACUUCCAACCACCAAGGGGAUGAAGGAGGGGUCUCCUGGUGGCUGGUGGUCCUUGGCCUCUUCCCUGCCCUGCUGGCCUUUCUGAGCCAGAGGUUGUGGAAGAAGCUGGACCUGUUUGUCCCCAGCCCAGUCCCUUUUUUCCAGCCCCUCUAUGUGGGCCACAAAGGAGACUUCAAG
Messenger RNA from Sceloporus undulatus (fence lizard), 957 nucleotides. Its product is annotated as interleukin-21 receptor-like. The annotation marks the transcript as partial. Lineage: Eukaryota; Metazoa; Chordata; Lepidosauria; Squamata; Phrynosomatidae. Gene Ontology annotation, molecular function: cytokine receptor activity; protein binding. Gene Ontology annotation, cellular component: external side of plasma membrane. Gene Ontology annotation, biological process: cytokine-mediated signaling pathway; immunoglobulin mediated immune response. The transcript is spliced from 7 exons. The record is from RefSeq and is a predicted model, not a curated record.